AUGUUGGCCUACACGAAUCCUGCAACCGACACGGAAGCUGGCUCACGCGCCGGCCUCACGCGGACUCCUAUGAUGGAGCAUCCCCUUUCACAGCUCCACCUUAAUCAUGAGUGGGUCGGUAAUGUUUGGCUCCGGAGUCUUGGACUGUCACAGUACCGUCGCGCCUUCAUGGAAUGUCUUGUAGACGGUCGCAUGCUGGAGCACCUGACGAAGCGGGAUCUACGAACACACCUUAAGAUCGUAGAUGGAUUCCACCGCUUGAGUCUUCAAUGUGGAAUCGCUCUACUCAAACGCUUCAACUACGACAUGGCUGCGAUUGAACGGCGGCGCGCCCUCUGUCAGAAUCAGGAUACAGACCUAAUUGUCUGGACCAAUGAACGUGUCACCACUUGGUUAGCCUCACUUAACCUGAUUGGACCGAACACGACCCUGGACCAGUCCGGACUACACGGAGCCGUCGUGGCGCUGGACAGCGAAUUCGACGUUCCUACACUGGCGACCAUGCUGCAACUUCCUAACUCCAAUCUUCAGGCUCGGUAUGAAGAGUUGACUGCUUGUUUUAUGUGA
Molecule: messenger RNA, 567 nt
Organism: Dibothriocephalus latus
Lineage: Eukaryota; Metazoa; Platyhelminthes; Cestoda; Diphyllobothriidea; Diphyllobothriidae
Source: the annotation of a GenBank genome assembly